GACGGACCCUGAUUGGUCGCAUUGAAUGCAGCUUGCUGGGUAGAUUUACAAAACAUCAACUCUUCCGUUCCGUUGUGACGUUCGUUGUUUUUAUGCGAAGUGUUCCAGAAAAUUUUAUCGUGGUGUGAUUAUUUUCUUUGCGGUUUCAACUAUAUUCUAUCACGAAUGGCUGCUGUGAGCUCGAUAUCUAAUGUGGAGAACCUAUCACCACAAAUCAUUAGACAGUUGACAAAAGAACUUCAUGAAUUAGUGUCAGAGCCUCCUGAGGGCAUUAAGGUUCAAAUAAAUGAAGAAGAUGUCACUGAUAUUCAAGCCUACAUUGAUGGCCCAGCCGGUACCCCAUAUGCUGGUGGUGUUUUUCGAGUCAAAUUAGCAUUGGGGAAAGAUUUUCCUCAGGGACCUCCUAAAGGGUUCUUUUUGACUAGAGUUUUUCAUCCCAAUGUUGCCAAAAAUGGUGAAAUAUGUGUUAACACCCUUAAAAAAGAUUGGCGGCCUGAUCUUGGAAUAAAACACAUUCUUCUAACGGUGAAAUGCCUCUUAAUUGUCCCAAAUGCUGAGUCAGCUUUAAAUGAAGAGGCAGGGAAGCUGUUAUUGGAGCAUUAUGAGGAUUAUUGUCAAAGAGCUCGGAUGAUGACUGAAAUCCAUGCCUUAGCAACUAAAGUUCCCAAGGGGUGUGCAUCAGAUAGUACAGAUGGGCCAACUGCCAAGAAGCAUGCAAGUGACAAAAAGGUUGCCGCAGAUAAGAAAAAGCUGAUGAAAGACAAAAAGCGUACUCUGAAAAGGCUAUGACCCUUCCUCUUUCUGUGAGACUGAGACCAUGUUGGUCAAAUUUAGUUUUGAAAUUUUUAUAAAUGCAUUAUAUUUACAGUUAGUUGUGUGAAUCUCUCUGUUUGGAGGAUCACUUCCCUGUUCAUUAUCUAUGUACCAGAGCAACAUCGUUGUAAAAUGCGGGGAUAGCCAGUAUUUACACAGCUCUCAAGAUUGUAUAUUUGUUUUUCACCGCCGACUAGGAAGGGAAGGGGCUAAGUGAUUAGAAAUGUUUGUAGUUGCUCACCGUCUUAAAGCACAUGUUAUUUAUUAUUCAUGUAAUGUUUGCAUGUCCCCUUAUUUUCAUACAAUGUACUUUUAGCAAAUUGCAUCUCGUGUAUCAAUCUAACCAGUUACUAAAUCGUUGUCCUAUAAAAUUAAAUUUGCAUGGGUAUAGGCAUUGCAUGAAGUAAGGAAUUCAGUAAGUUAUGAUGAGUGUGCUUGUAGAUUUGUAAACAUGUAAUUGUGUUCACUGAAUAGUUUGUGAUUUUAUUUUUUAUCUUUAAUGCAGAAAGCAUAGCUUUAUAUUGGAGAACAGUGAUUACCAUGUCGUAGGUAACGCGUCAACAAAAUUAGUUUUGAGUGCUUUAUUCAAGCAUUGUGUAAAAUGAAUAGUUCCACUAUCUAAAUGUUGCCAUCUAUUCCUCUUUUUUUCUUUGUUACUCAUUCUUGUUUUAUACAUUUGUACUGUCUGAAAAUAUGAGUUAGAAUCAAUCUGUAUACAUUGCUCCAAAUUUUUUAUUUGGCCGCUGUCUGUUCAGUUGUGAUUUAGUACAUCUUUGGGAAGUCUGACCAAACACAUCUGCUAUCCUCACUCAAUAUUAAUUUGUUUUCUUUUUCUUUUUUUCCUUUGCAAGUGCCCAGAUUUUUAUCUAACCCUGUAAGUAGUUUUUUGUCUUAAACUUGAGUGUAAUGUUUCUAUCCUCGUCAUGUUACCUUACUUUUUAGAAUUUUUGAUACUAAAUAAGACAAGAUUCCUCUUUAAUUUUAA
Molecule: messenger RNA, 1798 nt
Organism: Frankliniella occidentalis (western flower thrips)
Lineage: Eukaryota; Metazoa; Arthropoda; Insecta; Thysanoptera; Thripidae
Product: ubiquitin-conjugating enzyme E2 S
Exons: 5
Coding region: 166-789 (207 amino acids)
Source: RefSeq, a predicted model, not a curated record